GUCAGGGCUGCAGAUCUCCACGCGCGAGCAGCGAGCUCGCAGCGCUUUGAAACCCCGCCGAAGGUGGCAAGGCCCCCUCCGUGGUCAUCCUCUCCGCUGGAACCAAGUCCCGGCACGUCUGAGCCGAGGUCACUUCCAACGCUCCUGGCUGCAAAGGCAAUUGGCCAGGAUGCGCCAGUGCUGGCAUCAAAGGAGCCAGAGCCUACUCGUCCGACGGAGCAGGCCUCCUCAUCAGAGACGACGGCUUGUGAGGAUGCUCCGACACUGCGGCCAGCCAACGUGUUGGUCCUGCAGGAGCAGCAAGAUGACCAG
This is a messenger RNA of Symbiodinium necroappetens, 312 nucleotides long. Lineage: Eukaryota; Dinophyceae; Suessiales; Symbiodiniaceae. The record is from the annotation of a GenBank genome assembly.